Messenger RNA from Arctia plantaginis, 201 nucleotides. Lineage: Eukaryota; Metazoa; Arthropoda; Insecta; Lepidoptera; Erebidae. The record is from the annotation of a GenBank genome assembly.
AUGAUGACUGAAGACGACAAUAUCUAUGCAAGUAAAAAGAAGAAGGAGGGCAACCAAUCUGGAGACAAGAAUCAACAUGAAAAUGAAGAACAAAACACAGGACUACGAACGAAUACGAAGAAGAAACGUCCUGGAUACGUAAAGGAACAGGAACAAACUAAAUCAACGACAGGAGCAUACAAAGACUCUGAUGUGAUAUAA